This is a messenger RNA of Teleopsis dalmanni, 1678 nucleotides long. RefSeq names its product E3 ubiquitin-protein ligase RING1 (gene Sce). The transcript is spliced from 4 exons. Lineage: Eukaryota; Metazoa; Arthropoda; Insecta; Diptera; Diopsidae. Bases 172 to 1431 code for a protein of 419 amino acids. Gene Ontology annotation, molecular function: chromatin binding; ubiquitin protein ligase activity. The record is from RefSeq and is a predicted model, not a curated record. Gene Ontology annotation, cellular component: PcG protein complex; ubiquitin ligase complex.
AACCAUGUAGUUUUGUGAAUGUGCAUUGUUUUUGCGAUUGCAUUAAAGAUUUCUAAAGAAAUUUUAUCUAAACAUUGAAUUAACAAAUUAAAAUUAUAAAAAUUAAAUAAAUAAUUGAAAAUCGUAAACGAAAUUUAAAAGUUUUGUAAAAUUGUUGCAAAACAAGUAAAAAUGACUUCAAUAGAACAAGCCCAAAAUAAAACUUGGGACUUGUCCCUAUAUGAGUUGCAGAGAAAACCUCAAGAAAUCAUAACAGAUAAUACGGAGAUUGCAGUCUCACCCAGAAGUCUACAUUCGGAAUUAAUGUGUCCGAUCUGUUUGGAUAUGCUUAAAAAAACAAUGACUACAAAAGAAUGUUUGCACAGAUUUUGUUCAGAUUGCAUUAUUACAGCACUACGUUCGGGCAAUAAAGAGUGUCCCACUUGUCGCAAGAAGCUGGUAUCGAAACGUUCAUUACGACCAGAUCCAAACUUUGACCUACUUAUCUCUAAAAUAUAUCCAAGUCGCGAAGAGUAUGAGGCUAUACAAGAAAAGGUUAUGGCAAAAUUCAACCAAACACAAUCACAACAAGCUUUGGUGAAUUCAAUAAAUGAAGGAAUAAAAUUGCAAUCCCAAAAUAGACCACAACGAUUUCGUACAAAAGGUAGCGGUAAUCGUGGUAAUGGUAAUGGAGGAGGUGGUAAUAAUCACAAUCAACAUGCAAACAAUGCUUCAAAUGAUAGUAAUACAAAUGGUAAUGAAAGCGAUAACCGUGAAAACUCUGCACCACCUCCGACAAAUGUACCACCCACCACCAUACAGUCAAGUACACCAACUACAGCCGCAGUACCAACGACUGUGCCUAGUACGUCGGCAAAUCGUAUGCAACAAGAUGAUGGCGCUUCCAAUCCACCAUCCGUGCGCAGCACACCGUCACCAGUACCCUCCAAUUCCAGUAGUACGAAACCAAAACGUGCUAUGUCUGUUUUAACUUCAGAACGUUCUGAAGAAUCCGAAUCUGAUUCGCAAAUGGACUGCCGCACAGAGGGUGACUCAAAUAUUGAUACCGAAGGUGAAGGCAAUGGAGAAUUGGGUAUUAACGAUGAAAUCGAAUUAGUUUUUAAGCCACAUCCAACAGAAAUGGCUGGAGAUAAUCAGCUGAUGAAAGCUUUAAAAGAGAAUUGCAUACGAUAUAUAAAAACUACAGCUAAUGCUACAGUGGAUCAUCUCAGCAAAUAUCUUGCUAUGCGUUUGACUUUAGACUUGGGAUCAGAGUUAUCUGAAGCAUAUCGUUUGUUAAAUUUUUGUAUUUAUAUUGCACCACAGCCACAGCAAUUGGUUAUUUUGAAUGGAAAUCAGACGUUACAUCAAGUAAAUGAUAAAUUUUGGAAGACAACCUCCCUACAGGUGAACAAACCGAUGGAGAUGUAUUAUUCCUGGAAACAAUCCUAGGGCAUAAAGAACGUUAGCCGAUCGCAAAAUAAGGACUUAUAAUAGUGAAUGUAAAGAAUGAACAUUUGGAUUGUGUCCCCAACGCAAUAGUUACAUUUUCCUUGAAAAGAUCUUAACUUUAGGUAGUAUAUAUUUCUAUAUAUAGUCUAAUCUUCCACAAAUAUAACAACUAGAAUAACAGAAGUUCAGUAUUUUCUAUGAAACACUUGAUUUAAAAAUUUAAAAUAAUAAUUAUAGCUGACUUAAA